GGCAAGGUCUACCCCAGUGCCCUUCGCCACCUCCGUGGGUAUGCCACACCCCCUCGCCCUUGGGAAGAGGCCCCUGGGGGCUUCCCCUGCACGUCCUGCCUGCCUAUAGGUAAGGCUGCCCCCAGGGCGGCACCAUUGGUAACGGCAGCUUCCCUGGGGCAGGAGAGCCGCCGUCUCCCUGGCAACGCAGCAACGCUUCCUUCCGGCUGCCAUGGGCAGAGAGCGCUGCUGCGUGUGCGGCAUGUUUGGCACCAGCCCUUUGCCACAUCCCGCCCCCUGCCCCUGGGUCUGAGGCACUGUGGUUGCCCAGUGCUGGCAGAAAGGUACACAAUUGAAUAUUCCUUUUCUGUCCUUGGGCCGGGGCCGGAUGGUUUCCAGAACCGUCCUCCCUCAGCGGCUCUCCCGCCGGCGUGUCUGUGGGCCUGCGCUGCUCCCGCUGCUUAACCAGGACCCCUUUCUUCCUCCGUCUCCUGUGCUCUAGACCAGCACGUGCAGCGAUGGGCGUGGUCUCUGCGCCCUGGAAACGUGGCAACUGCAGCUGAGGAACUGAGCUGUUCAUUUUAAUUAAUUUGCACCUUGAUAGCCACGUGGGACUAGUGGCUGCCUGACUGAGCAGGGCAGACUAGAGCAAGGAACGCUGUUCCCACCAAGGGGAGAAAUGAUGAUCGAUAGUGUUCAUCUAGAUUCAUAGAGAGGGGGGCCCCUCUAAGGUCACUGAUAUUAUGAAGGCCCAGAGACGGACAGUGACUUGCCCAGGAUCACACAGCAAGGUAGCAACCGCUCUGCGCCAGACACCCAAGUCUUCUAACUCCAGCGUCUUCGUUGUUUCUGAGGAAUGUGGUCGCCGCUCCCAGGGAAGGAGUUGUGGGUGUGAUGGCACAUAGGUGGAGCCCAGUGUGCUGAGCCCUUAAAGUGCAUCGCGCCUGUGUCUCAUUCUCUUCACCCCCAUUUGACAGUGCUCCUGCGGGAGGAAGUGUCUCGGCUCCAGGAGGAAGUCCACCUUCUCCGGCAGAUGAAGGAGAUGCUGACCAAGGACCUGGAGGAGUCGCAGGGCGGCAAGUCCUCUGAGGUCCUCUCGGCCACCGAGCUCAGGGUGCAGCUGGCCCAGAAGGAGCAGGAGCUAGCCAGAGCCAAAGAAGCCUUGCAGGCCAUGAAAGCCGACCGGAAGCGCCUCAAGGGCGAGAAGACGGACCUGGUGAGCCAGAUGCAGCAGCUGUACGCCACGCUGGAGAGCCGCGAGGAGCAGCUGCGAGACUUCAUCCGCAACUACGAGCAGCACCGCAAGGAGAGCGAGGAUGCCGUGAAAGCCCUGGCCAAGGAGAAGGACCUGCUGGAGCGCGAGAAGUGGGAGCUGCGGCGCCAGGCCAAGGAGGCCACCGACCACGCCACAGCGCUGCGCUCCCAGCUGGACCUCAAGGACAACCGCAUGAAGGAGCUGGAGGCCGAGCUGGCCAUGGCCAAGCAGUCCUUAGCCACACUGACCAAGGACGUCCCCAAGCGGCAUUCCCUCGCCAUGCCGGGCGAGACGGUGCUCAACGGCAACCAGGAGUGGGUGGUACAGGCGGACCUCCCGCUGACGGCAGCCAUCCGGCAGAGCCAGCAGACUCUCUACCACUCGCAUCCCCCCCACCCCGCUGACCGGCAAGCGGUCAGGGUGAGCCCCUGCCACUCCCGGCAGCCCUCUGUCAUCUCCGAUGCAUCUGCCGCUGAAGGCGACCGGUCAUCCACGCCAAGCGACAUCAACUCCCCUCGACACCGGACACACUCCCUCUGCAACGGCGACAGUCCCGGCCCGGUUCAGAAGAACCUGCACAACCCUAUUGUACAGUCACUAGAGGAUCUUGAAGACCAAAAACGGAAAAAGAAGAAAGAGAAGAUGGGAUUCGGCUCCAUCUCGCGCGUCUUCGCCAGAGGGAAGCAGCGGAAGUCCCUCGACCCCGGCCUCUUUGAUGACUCAGACAGCCAGUGCAGCCCCACACGGCAGAGCCUCAGCCUGUCGGAGGGCGAGGAGCAGACGGACCGGCUGCAGCAGGUGGAGCUGGUCAGGACCACCCCCAUGUCCCACUGGAAGGCGGGCGCCGUCCAGGCCUGGCUGGAGGUGGUCAUGGCCAUGCCCAUGUACGUCAAGGCCUGUGCGGAGAACGUGAAGAGUGGGAAGGUGCUGCUGAGUCUGAGUGACGAGGACCUGGAGCUGGGCCUCGGCGUGUGCAGCUCCCUGCACCGGCGCAAGCUGCGGCUGGCCAUCGAGGACUAUCGCGACGCCGAGGCGGGCAGGAGCCUGUCCAAAGCCGCCGACCUGGACCAUCACUGGGUGGCCAAGGCCUGGCUGAAUGACAUCGGCCUGUCCCAGUACUCCCAGGCCUUCCAGAACCACCUCGUUGAUGGGCGGAUGCUGAACUCCCUGAUGAAGCGGGACCUGGAGAAGCACCUGAAUGUGUCCAAGAAGUUCCACCAGGUCAGCAUCCUGCUGGGGAUCGAGCUGCUGUACCAAGUGAACUUCAGCAGGGAGGCCCUCCAGGAGCGCCGGGCCCGCUGCGAGACGCAGAACAUAGACCCCGUGGUCUGGACCAACCAGCGGGUGCUCAAAUGGGUGCGAGACAUUGACCUGAAGGAAUACGCCGACAACCUGACCAACAGCGGCGUCCACGGGGCCGUGCUGGUGCUGGAACCCACGUUCAAUGCCGAGGCCAUGGCCACCGCCCUGGGCAUCCCCAGCGGGAGGCACAUCCUCCGGAGACACCUGGCAGAGGAGAUGAGCGCCAUCUUCCACCCGGCCAGCUGCUCAGGCAUCCGGGAGGCAGAGCGUUUCGGGACGCCCCCCGGGAGGGCCUCCAGCGUCCCCCGGGCGGGGAAGGAGGAGAACAGCGGAGGAAUCAAGUACAAGGCCGGCCGGCUGCCCCUGGGGAAGAUAGGAAGGGGCUUCAGCAGCAAAGACCCUGAUUUCCAUGAUGACUAUGGCUCUCUUCAAAACGAAGAUUGCGGAGAUGAUGACUCCCAAGGCCGACCAGAGCAGUGCCGUCUGGAGGGCUACAACGGCCUGGAAGUCACCAACGUGUAAGGAACUGAUGCUCCACCAGACCCACCGUGGAGAGAGCCAGGGAGGAGGGGUAGCCAGAGCCAUGCAAGUGUACGUAGCGGCCUCGGGCUGAGGGUGCCCUCCACUGCCGGCCAACGUCCCAGCAGACUGCUGCCGUUUCCGCUGGAGCACCCAGCAACCAGGGGGCAGCAGCCUGCCUGUCCCGGGCGGGCUGUGGACUUUCCUGCUCAGCGGGGGGAGCCUGGCCCGGAGCACCCAUCGCAGUGCCCAGCUCCUCCGUCACCCAGGCUCCACCUCAGAGUGACUGUCAGCCAUCGACAGCCGAGUGGUCCCUGCAGCCUUGACCUGAGCUGCCAAGGUGGAAGAGGCCCACAGUUCCCCAAAACACCCACCCAGGAGGAGCAGGUGGGACUCAACCAGACACAGUGGAGCCCAGAAGGGACAGUGCCAGAAGCAGGCAGAGCCUGCCACGGAGUUAGGUCCGUGACAAACAUACCAAGUAUGGCAAUGGUUUGGGGACUGAGGGCAGGGAAUGCUUGCCAUUGUUAACCCAGCAAACCUUUGCUGUGCUGUCCCUGUCCCCUGAAACAUCAGUGUGCUCACCAGUGCCCUAACUGAGAUGAAUCUGGCAGAGCAGAGUCAUUAAGGUGGGGAACAGAACCCCAUGCCCUUCUUUUGAUUCGACCACUGUUUUGCUGUGUGGCUCUUUCCCAGUGGCCUCACCUCUCUGUGCCUCAACGUCUUCAUCUACAACACUUCUGGUUCCCACCAGGGACGUUGUGAGGAUUAACAUUUGCUAAUGUCUGUAACACACUUUGUGGCCUCUCAGGAGACGGGUGGGAAGUUAUGGGGUGGGGCGGGGGUGUCUAAUUUCCCAUUUGCAACACAGAACUGACACGGAAUUGGUUCUUUCCAACUCUUUCUUGGUCAGAGCAGUGUGCUGAAGGAGGCCAAGGAAUGGCUGAUGUUCAGACUCUAGAGCCCCCAACAGGGCUUGACCAAAGGAGAUAGAGAGAAAUCCCAUGGGCACGACUGUUAAAAACUAGCUUGAGUCAAGCGUUCAGGCUUGAGUUCAUUGACCUCAGUGCCAAGCGAUGAUUAGGAAAGGACCAGAGCACUGAGUUCCACGCACACUUCGGUUAUCAAAGUGAAUCAUUUGUUGGAACCACGAUGCUCCCUUCCAUCGAGCCGUUGGCACUGAAUCGAUGAGAGGUUUGAAUUUCCAAGACUCACACGGGUGUCAGCCCGCGAGAACCGUCAAAGCACAUGUUCUUCAGCCCAGUGAAUUGUUUCACCUCACGGGGUGAGCUAAACCGAGGCCUGAUGAACUUGAGAGUGACUCCCCUUCAUGCCGCAGACUAUGGUUUUCUCUCUAAUUAUAAGCACAGCCUUUCCUACCACCAGAAACUGAAGGCCUCGUGGGUGGACAGGUGGACGGUCCCCUCUGUCUGAAUGUUUGGCCUCCUAGAGACUCAUUUCUGAUUCCGGGGCAGGGCCUGAGGGGUGAAGCUCCAGUAUCGACUUGGCUUUGCUGAGGUUCCAAACCCUGGUAUCUUUAUGACGUUCAGCCACACACAGGGAGCCCAAAGCCCGGAGGGAGUGAAACCUCCCUGUAACCUGAUGUCACACGUCACUCCGAAGCCAGCAUCCAGGCUGGGUGACCUGGGACCCCAGUAUCUGCCUCUUGGGGAGCAGUAAGCCAGGCAGGCAGUUAUCCCCGCAGGGUGAGCAAGAGCGGCAGAAGGUGCCUGAAUGCAGAUCGGAUUAUUUGAAACCAACAUCACCAAAGUUGCCAGAAAUGAAGCUUGUGUUGUUCCCCAACUUAAUCUCGUUGGGGACAAAUGGGCAAGUGGACAACUGAGGGGUCACUGGCAGAGAUGGCAUUGCCCAAAACUUUGCAGCAUUAGGCCAGCAGGCUGGGGGCAAUGUGGGCAACCAGAAUGCACCUUUUGGUCCACCUGAUGCCCUACCAGCCCCUUCUCUCCUGCCCGGUGCUCCCUGCCCCUGGCAGCCCGGCCAGCAUUUGGGGCUGGCUUUUCGACAUGAGGACAGGUUGGUUGCGUCAAGUGAAACAGCAAAUUUGCUUGUUAUUUUACCCUCAAAAUGAGUUUAUUUGGGAAUAGCCAAAAGAAUGACAAUUCAAGAUGUGCAUGCUAUGGCAAACCAUAGACAAAUCCGGCGGACAAAGGAAGGGGCUGCUUUUAUAGGGAAA
Equus caballus (horse) is the source of this 5249-nucleotide messenger RNA. NCBI's taxonomy places the organism in Eukaryota, Metazoa, Chordata, Mammalia, Perissodactyla, Equidae. The record is from RefSeq and is a predicted model, not a curated record.